AUGCUGCCACAAGGGGUCACUGACGUUGCUAAAUCCAAGCGGGCUCGCAUCAUCAGCGGCGAUGUCUUCGGCAAGCACCAUGUGACAGAUCAAAUCGCCGACAUUCGCCGGCUGCUCCCGCCUCUGUCCCCGUCUCAGGUCGGCACCGUGCGAUGUCUCGGACUCAACUACGCAGAUCAUGCAAAGGAGACGAAGAUGGAAUCGCCCCGAUUUCCCAUUCUCUUCUACAAACCACCGACGGCUCUGUCGGGCCCGGUGGAUGCCAUCCCCAUCCAUCCCAUGGCACAGGAGGGGACUGGCUUGGACCACGAGUGCGAGCUUGUCGUGGUCAUCGGCAAGCGGUGCACCGACGUUCCCGAGUCGGGCGCGUUGGAUUGCGUUCUCGGCUACGCCGUGGGCAACGAUGUUUCGCACCGAGACUGGCAGAUCAAGCACGGCGGCAGCCAAUGGUCGCACGGCAAGGGGUUCGAUGGCUGGGCUCCCUACGGGCCGGGCAUCGUUAGUGGCAAGACGAUUAGGGACCCUCAAAUUCUCAAGAUAUGGACGAAAGUGAACGGCAACAUGGUGCAGAACGGCACGACGGCGAACAUGGUGUUUAGUGUGAAGAAGAUCAUUUCUCUUCUGAGCCGGGGUGUGACACUGAUGCCCGGCGACAUCAUCUUUACGGGAACACCUGCGGGUGUCGGCAUGGGUCGAACUCCCCCGGUGUGGCUCGAGGACCGCGACGUGGUCGAAGUAGGCCUUGAAGGGGUUGGAACUUGCACGAACAAGGUUGAGUUUGCCAAGCCCAAGUCCAAGGUGUAG
Drechmeria coniospora is the source of this 804-nucleotide messenger RNA. RefSeq names its product fumarylacetoacetate hydrolase domain-containing protein 2A. Gene Ontology annotation, molecular function: catalytic activity. Lineage: Eukaryota; Fungi; Ascomycota; Sordariomycetes; Hypocreales; Ophiocordycipitaceae. The transcript is spliced from 4 exons. Bases 1 to 804 code for a protein of 267 amino acids. The record is from RefSeq and is a predicted model, not a curated record.